Messenger RNA from Temnothorax curvispinosus, 1233 nucleotides. Its product is annotated as protein unc-45 homolog B-like. Gene Ontology annotation, molecular function: Hsp90 protein binding. The transcript has 5 exons. The record is from RefSeq and is a predicted model, not a curated record. The coding region runs from base 217 to 1233 and encodes 338 amino acids. Lineage: Eukaryota; Metazoa; Arthropoda; Insecta; Hymenoptera; Formicidae.
GACGUGCAGCGUUGUGCCUCAUUUGCUACGCCGGUCACGUGGCUAUAAACGUUGUUACUUAAGUCGCGACCCGCGCCCUCAAUGGUUAAUGUUUGCCGGUUCAGUUACACUUGUCGAAAGGUCGAUUAGUUGAAAAUCAGAGAAAAGCUAGGGUUUUCGAAUAGCACGAAAGAUUCGUUACGAAGAGGAAGUUGUCCGAGACAGAAUUAUUUCACCAUGAGGAAGUCAGUUAUGAGUGCACAGGAAUGGAACAAGAAGGGUCUCGAAGAGGAUAAAAAAGGCAAUUUUUCAGAAGCAUUAAGUCACUACACAAACGCAGUAAAACUAGAAGAGAACAAAACGUACAAAGCAAUGUACUACAGAAAUCGAGCUGGUGUAUGUUUAGAGCUGAGCGAUUACGAGAAAGUGGUUGAAGACUGCAACACUGCGUUAAAGAUAUGUUGUAACAAAGCACUGUAUCGCAGAUGUCGAGCACUAGAAGCGUUAGAGAGAUUCGAGGAGGCAUAUCGGGAUGCAGAGAUGAUUAUUUCAUCUGAUCCCAAUAACAAAGUUUUUCAACGCUUAGCGAGACGCUUGCUUAAAAUUGUACAAGAACGUAAGGAAAAUUUACAUACUAGUCCUAAGGUAUCAGAAAUGCUGGAUAUAGCAUUUGACGUGAACGUUAGUGAAAAGGAACGUGAAAUUGCUAUUAAUGAUUUGCUUGUGCUCGCACGUGAUGAAUCUGGUGCCGAGGAGAUCUUUAAAAAGGAAGGCGUAUUCAAAAUCGUUCAACUUGUGAAAGUGGAAAAGAACGAGGAAGUGAUCUGCAGCGCGAUUCGUAUUGUAGGCGAGUUAUGCGAAAACAAUUUUAGUCGAACUAAGUUCGUUAUGAAAUACGUCGGUCUGUCUUGGUGUCUGGAACUAAUGAACAGCACAUCUAUAGAGAGAGUUAACGCGUCUCAGUAUUGUUUACAGAAUAUAUUGAACACUUACAUCGACAUGAAUAAUAAACCCGAUUCAAAUCUCAACGAGGAUUUAUGCGAGGCGCAAAAGGAAAUAGACACGAUUAUGCUGUGCUUGUUGUACAGUAUAACAAGUAGAACAAUAACAGGCCCUGCUAGAGACGCAAUAAUAAAACUUAUUAUGAGUAACAUUCAUUGCGUAACUAUGUUAGACUGGUCUAAACGAUUUGUCGAACUUCGCGGUGUGCAAAGAUUGAUGGAGGCCAAGCCGCUCACUAGCAGUCGAACGUGA